This is a messenger RNA of Zingiber officinale, 717 nucleotides long. RefSeq lists its product as uncharacterized. The transcript has a single exon. Bases 1 to 717 code for a protein of 238 amino acids. Lineage: Eukaryota; Viridiplantae; Streptophyta; Magnoliopsida; Zingiberales; Zingiberaceae. The record is from RefSeq and is a predicted model, not a curated record.
AUGGAAGAGGAGAUUGACACAAAUUAUAUGUGUUUCCCUACGGCAUAUGAAUUAUGGGAAAACAUAAAUCAGAUGUACUCUGAUUUGGAGAAUCAGUCCCAAAUCUUUGAGUUGACUCUCAAACUUGGUGAAUUGCGGCAAGGAGAAGAACCAGUCACCAAGUAUUUCAACUCCUUGAAGAGGAUCUGGCAGGACCUUGAUCUUUUUUAUGCAUAUGAGUGGAAGAAUGUUGAAGAUGGACAAUACCACAAGAAAACAAUGGAAGACAGUCGUAUCUUCAAAUUUUUGGCUGGCCUCAAUGUUGAGUUCGAUGGGGUAAGAAGAAGAAUCAUUGGUAGGAGACCACUACCAUCCCUCGGUGAAGUCUUCUCCAAAGUUAGAAGGGAGGAGAGCCGGAGGAAUGUUAUGCUUGGCAAAAAAGAACCUACGACUAUCAUUGAAGGUUCAACCCUUACCUCUACAGGCUCAAACAUACGCAGAGACACUGCCAAUCUACGUAAACCAGAAGAAAAGUCAGUUCUGUGGUGCGACUUUUGCAGCAAGCCACGUCACACCCGAGAAACCUGCUGUAAAAUUCAUGGCAAACCUGCCAACUUUAAAAGCAAAUCAGGUGAGAAAAAUGAACGUAUCUUUCCCACUGCGAAUGAGGCAAUGACUACUGCCAGCGCAGCAACUUCUAGCACUGUUAACUUCAAACCCAUCAUCCAGUACUCUUAA